This is a messenger RNA of Chroicocephalus ridibundus (black-headed gull), 1905 nucleotides long. It is a transcript of the gene NDFIP1, whose product is annotated as Nedd4 family interacting protein 1. The record is from RefSeq and is a predicted model, not a curated record. Lineage: Eukaryota; Metazoa; Chordata; Aves; Charadriiformes; Laridae. The coding region runs from base 223 to 870 and encodes 215 amino acids. Gene Ontology annotation, molecular function: WW domain binding. Gene Ontology annotation, cellular component: perinuclear region of cytoplasm; endoplasmic reticulum; Golgi apparatus. The transcript has 8 exons. Gene Ontology annotation, biological process: ubiquitin-dependent protein catabolic process; vacuolar transport; positive regulation of protein ubiquitination.
CCCGCCCGGGCGGCCCCGGCUGCCGGCAGGACGCGGCCCCGGGCGGGCGGGGCGGGAGGCGGGCGCGACCGAGCGUGACGGGCGGAGGGCGGGAGCGGAGCCCGCAGCGAGGAGCCACCCGGUGCCUCCGCCUCCGCAGCGCCCGUCGGGAGGCGGCCGGGCAGCGCCGCCGCCGAGCCCCCCCCGCCCGCUCCCUCGCCCGCCCUCGCCCCGCCGAGCGCCAUGGCGGCCGCGGCCGCCGAGCCCAGCAGCGGCCGGUACCAGCAGCUGCAGAAUGAAGAGGAGCCAGGCGAGACUGCGGCAGUGGUGAAUGAUGCCCCUCCGCCUUACAGCAGCAUUUCUGCAGAGAAUACAGCUUAUUUUGACUACAAGGAUGAGUCAGGAUUUCCAAAGCCUCCAUCUUACAAUGUGGCCACAACACUGCCUAGCUAUGAUGAGGCAGAGAGAACCAAGGCUGAAGCUACAAUUCCCUUGGUUCCAGGAAGGGAUGACGACUUUGUGACACGGGAUGAUUUUGACGACACCGACCAGCUGAGGAUAGGAAAUGACGGCAUUUUCAUGCUAACUUUCUUCAUGGCGUUCCUCUUCAACUGGAUUGGAUUUUUCCUGUCUUUCUGUCUGACUACUUCAGCUGCAGGACGAUACGGGGCCAUUUCUGGGUUUGGUCUUUCUCUUAUUAAGUGGAUCCUUAUUGUCAGGUUCUCCACCUAUUUUCCGGGUUACUUUGAUGGCCAGUACUGGCUUUGGUGGGUCUUCCUUGUACUAGGUUUUCUGCUGUUUCUCAGAGGAUUUAUUAAUUAUGCAAAGGUUAGGAAGAUGCCAGAUACGUUUUCCACUCUGCCCAGAACCAGAGUUCUCUUUAUUUACUAAAGAUGUUUUCUGGCAAAUGUCUUCCUGCGUUAGUGAAUUCUCCCUCAAGAAGCAGCAGGACACCUGCAGGAAGUGAAUCAAGACUUUGGAGCAGAAGAAAAAAUAGUCACCUGCUUUAAAAUAAAUGAAAAUAAAAGUACUGUUGGAAAAAAAAAGUACAAGAAAAAAAAAGGAGAAGCAUUUCUUUCUAUUUGUUUCUAGGUGUAAAAUUUUAAUAAUUAAUGCAGAAUACUGUAACCAUUGAAUCAUUAGUGGCUAAUGUUUGACAAAGCUAUUGCAGUCCAGUCCGUGCCGUGCUAAUGAAGCCUUCCGUAGUUUGUGCUGUAGUGAUGCGGGUCGCCUGAGCCCUGGCCCCGGGGCCAGCAGGGGACAGACUUGCUUUGUGUCCUCCUCCGGCCCGGCAGGAUCGGGGAUGGACGUGCUGGGAGCAGGGAUGGAUGCGGCAGGAGCCGGGAUGGAUGCUCUGGGGAGUGGGAGCGAUGGCCUUGCCACGGCUCCCCACCUUUCUGCGGCUUCCAGCCAGUGCCCGAAAGGAAAAGCGGGUCUGUGCGGUAUGGAUCCCUGAGGUGGAACUGGGAGAGAGUAUUACUUUGAAGGUGGCACAAGUAUUAGGGUUUUUUUUUUUUAAUAGUCUAUAUUCUCAAUGUUGUAGCAUACUUUGCUUUCAUACUACCUACUUUUUGGACUAUCUAGGGAUUUUCACAGUACACAUUGAUAGUGUAAAAAUGAAAGAUCACGUUGCAACUUUGUAUAAAAAAAAUUACCUUGCAAAACAAAGGCCUUUUUUUUUUUUUUGUUUUUUUUUUUUUUUGUUUUGUUCCCCCCCCACUUCGGCUUGGGACUUUUGAGACAAUUCCUAACGUACCUGUAAUUCUUGCUUUUCUAAUUUGUGUUAGCAGAGACUAUGAUGUGUUAUAAAUGUAGAUUGAAUGUGCACUUCUGUGCUUUCUGCCAAGUGGUAAUUCACUUUGGAGUUUUACUAUGUUAAAACUGUAAAUAUAGCAGAACAUUAAUAAAUGUCACUUAUGUAGCAAA